This is a messenger RNA of Hypoxylon fragiforme, 2116 nucleotides long. RefSeq names its product Serine/threonine-protein kinase Rio1. Lineage: Eukaryota; Fungi; Ascomycota; Sordariomycetes; Xylariales; Hypoxylaceae. The transcript has 2 exons. Gene Ontology annotation, biological process: maturation of SSU-rRNA. The coding region runs from base 315 to 1937 and encodes 540 amino acids. The record is from RefSeq and is a predicted model, not a curated record. Gene Ontology annotation, cellular component: cytosol; preribosome, small subunit precursor. Gene Ontology annotation, molecular function: ATP binding; protein serine/threonine kinase activity.
UAUUCAUUAAAAAAAUACUAAUGAAGUCACCAUUUUUACCUUCUUUAUUCUUGACCAUCUUAAACUCUUUGUAAAUAGUAAUACUCUUGAUGCCAUACAAGAUAUUGUUUACUGUUUACUCUUUUUCUUUUUGGUAAACUUUACUAAGGAUUAACUAAUAGACUUAGAGUUAUCUGAGCUUAUAUAAAAGCCCCCCCAUCUCAUACAAAUUUGGCUGAAAUCCAGUUGCGACAAACACCCCACCAACCUACACACUUAUCCUAUCCACUCAUUGCUUUGUGGAUAGACGAUUUGAUUUCUCAGGCAGGCCCAUUAUGGAGACUACCUCAUCUACGACGGCACCCCAUGGGUCGCCCACUCAUCUCACAGACGAUGCCAGCCAUGUUGAACCAGUGGAUCGCCAAACACCUCGGGGUCUAUCUAGUGUUGGCCUCGACGCUUCAGAUGCUUAUGAAAACGAUGACACUGAUUUAGACUCUGUUUUCGACGAGGAUGAGGAUACCGAUGGAGGUAUUGGCCUAGAUGGUGAAGCAGACGUGACGAGAAACUAUAACCGUCAACGACCUUUACACUCAAAUCUACAAAAACCUAGUGCCAAUACCCGUGCGGGUGUAGAUGACCAAAUGGCCGCCCUCUCGAAACACGCUGCUAAGAUCCGACUGGACGAUGUCAAGGAGGGCCAAGAUCGGGAUAAAGACAAGGCCAACCGGGCUACCAGUGAGCAAGUUCUCGAUCAACGGACUCGUAUGAUUCUCUACCAGAUGAUCAACCGGGGUGUGGUUAGUGAGAUACACGGCGCAAUCAGUACCGGUAAGGAGGCCAACGUGUACGGCGCUGUUUCAUACCCAGAUGUCGACAGUCCGCCUAUUCAACGUGCUGUGAAGGUUUACAAGACGGCUAUCCUCAGCUUCAAAGACCGAGAGAGAUACAUCACUGGCGAGCAUCGUUUUAAAUCUGGCGCAGACAAAGGAAACAGUCGGAAGAUGGUCAAGUUAUGGGCAGAGAAGGAAUUCCGCAACCUGAGGAGAAUCCACUCCGCCGCGAUUCCCUGUCCAGAGCCCAUACAGCUCAAGCUUCACGUUCUCGUGAUGAGCUUCCUCGGGGACAAGAAGGGAUAUGCUUACCCACGACUACGGGAUGCUAGACUUUCAGGCGACGACGCCGACCAACUAUGGAGGGACCUUUACGUCCAACUCCUAGGAAUCAUGCGACGCUUGUAUCAAGUUUGCAAACUUGUCCACGCAGAUCUAAGCGAAUACAACAUUCUUUACCACAACAGACAACUUUACAUCAUUGAUGUGUCUCAGAGUGUCGAGCAUGAUCACCCUCGAUCGCUUGAGUUCCUUCGAAUGGAUAUCAAAAAUACCGGAGAUUUCUUCCGUAGGCAGGGGGUUGACACGCUACCUGACCGAGCUAUUUUCGAUUUUAUCACUCAGUCGGAGGGUGCAGUGGAGGAGCCAGGUCUAUCAGAGGCCAUCGAGCAGCUAUACGCGUCAAGAUUGCCAUCCUCGAACGACGACUCAGCAACAGCCGAACGGGAGGUUGACAACGAAGUGUUCCGAAAUCAAUAUAUUCCCCAAACUCUAGAGCAAGUCUACGAUAUCGAGAAGGAUGCGGAGGCUAUUGGCGAGGGCGAAGGAGACAAGCUUGUUUAUCGGAAUCUUCUAGCGGACCAGGUGGUGUCAAAAACAGCUGCGGAAGACAACAGUUUGGGAGAUGAAUCGGAUGAAGGAGCAUCACUAGACGAUGAUAGUGGGAGCGACGAUGAAAGCAAAUUUGAGAAGGGAGCCCCUCGUGGCAAACGAUUUGAAGACAAGGAUGAAAAAAAGCAACGCAAACACGCCGCAAAGGAAGCGAAAGCCGAAAAGCGGAAAGAAAAGAUGCCGAAACAUAUCAAGAAACGCCUCGUAGCUUCAACCUCUAGGAAAAACAGGUAGAUGUAACUACGUAAAGGCCAAACCCAAAAAAAAAAAUGAAGUAUCAUAUAUGAAAACUCGUCUAAUGUUCCUUCUUUGGCCUCGACAUGCGUGUGUGUGUGUAUGUGUGUGUGUACCGGACAACCAGGUAUGUGGAAAGUACCAUACCAAGCUUUGAUACCCCUACAAACAUUGAACGC